AUGGAACGAAUGGAGAGAAAACCUAAGCUUCAUCAACAUCAACACAGUGAAAUCACCAAUGACGCGGGUCUUCCUCUCGAUCUGAUCAUCGACAUACUCUCUCGACUCCCCGCGAAAUUCAUCUGCCAAUUUAGGUGUGUCUCCAAACUCUGGCGUGCCAUUCUCUCUCCUCCCGACCCUGUUCUCCAAAAUCUACAUCGCAAUCGCUCCAAUUCAACCCCACUUUUGUUGUUUUUCUACAAUUCAUACCACUAUAUCUUCUUCUCUUCCUUAGACACACAAGGACAGUUGCAGAACUGGUUCACCAAGCAGAUAGGAAGUCCAGUACAGUCAAGGAGGUUUUGUCAAGGUUUAAUGUGUUUACUUUGUUCUGAACAUGUCUAUGUUUGCAAUCCGAGCACCCAAGAGCUUUUACAAGUUCCAUAUUCAAGUAAGCUUUGUGACAUUUAUGAUUUUGCUCUGGGGUUUCUGCCUUCCACCAACGAAUAUAAGAUCGCGCAUUGGUUUCUGGAAAGGGAUAGAAAUCUUGACAUGGUGAUGGUGUGCCAACUUUUUACUAUAAAAGGUGGACCAAAUUCUCAUGGUACUUGGAGAGUCGUAGGAAAUUCUCCUCAUUUUCUCAGUGUUCGUAGACACCCAAUCUGCGUGAAUGGAUCAUUUUAUUGGCUUGUCAAUGGGCUCAGAAAUAGUGGAAAUUCCAUGAAAAUACUUGCUUUCGAUUUGGCUACAGAAGAAUAUGAAACGGUUUUGUGUCCCAAAACUUAUUCAGGCCGUUACGAUGACACAGAUCAGUUGUUAUCAAUAGAAGGGUCGUUAUGUUUAGUGUACGGAAAGCAAGGGGAACCGCACAUUGAUAUUUGGAUGAUGAAAGACCGAAAGAAUCAAAUUUGGACCAAGGAGUACAGCUUUGAUAUCUUCGCCACGAAUAGACCUCUUUGGAUUUUGCAAUACAUUCCUUCAGGGGAUGGUCGUGAUGAGGAAAUGCUGAUUUGGUCACAGAAAGGAUGCCUUCUCUUCUACAACAUUAAGACAAGGUGCAUCAGAAAUAUGGGAAACUUAAUCAAUAAAAAUAUUGGCAUUGAUUUUGAUAUGGGGGUACACCUUUGGCCACAUCUCUACUUCGACAGCUUAUAUUCACUGGGAGCUAGAUAAAUUUCUUUUCCUUGAAAUGUAUAUGUUUGAAAAUGUUGAUGUUAAAAUGCAUGUGAUUAGAAAGGAGUGUUGAUAAACUCUCAAUGCAGGCUGUUAUAUUCUGUGGCAUUAAUGUUAAUCUUGGUAGGUUGUGAAGUAGUACCUCUCUUUUCACUCCCUGAUUGCUACCAUUACAAAGGCCUGCAUAGCUAGGACAUGAGUGCAAUCAUACGCAGCUUGUUAAAACCAAAUUUGAAAUUGUCAAAUUUCGACAUCAGCCACAUUGAUUAUUGCAUGU
Molecule: messenger RNA, 1429 nt
Organism: Ilex paraguariensis (yerba mate)
Lineage: Eukaryota; Viridiplantae; Streptophyta; Magnoliopsida; Aquifoliales; Aquifoliaceae
Source: the annotation of a GenBank genome assembly